AUGGAUGUUUUGGAUCGAGUUAUCAUAAAUUGGCGAACAAUUCUUCGACUUUUGAUUAAACAAAUGAAGGUCAGACACUUUACAGAAAUAGGGGAGGAAGUAUGUGGGAAAAUAUGAAUAUUUGAUGAAGUGUGGAAAGUUUUUGUUUUUAGGGAAGAAAUUAGAGACGACGUGAUAUUUUGAGAAGGAGGAAAUAUUUGAAUACAAGGAAAUAAAAACAACAAAAAUGCUAAUUUUUCCGAAAGUUCAAGAAUUUUGGAGACUAGACUAGAGUUUGUUGGAACUUGAUCAAAUUUGACGGGAAAAAUUUGGGGCUUCAAAGAAUUUGGAAACUUAGCCAUCCCGUGGCAAACAUUUAGCAAAAGUUUCUUUUGAAAAUCGAUUUUCGGAAAAAACUUAAUUUCGAACACCAUUUAAGAUGUGAUCAUAGAGUUUGCCACGUCAUAUUUUUCUAGUUCCCAAGAAUUCUCCCACAUAGUUUGGUUUCAGAAGACAACUUUAUAAAUUCACAAGUUCCAAAAAAUCCCAAACUUCCGAUUUGCCGAUUUUUCCAAUAAAAAUUGCUGAAAAAAUGCCGCUUUUUUGAACAAGGAAAAUACUUGAACACUUUUCAAAAAUUUUCAAGAGGCUUACAAGAUUUUAGGCAGAAAAAAGUUGCCAAUGCAUUUUUUGCUCAACUUCAAAAAUCUGUGGGAAACGCCACGUCAUAACUUUUUUUUAGAUCAUAUCAGGAAAGAUUUACGAUUUGCAGAUUUCAUAAAACUUUUUUAAAGGUUCAAAAUCUAGACCAAAGAAUAUGUUCGAAAAAAAAUACUUGAAAAAUGUUUUCAAGGAGCUUUCAUGAAUUUUACAGAACUUUCUGCCACGUCAUAACUUUGUUCUUAUUUCCCCACAUGCUUUCAGAACCAAAUUUCUCACGUUCAAAGUUCUAAUUUGCAAUUUUUAUUUCUCAAUAAAAAUAUGUGUGAAAAUAUAAAAUAUUUUCUUCAAGAUUCCCCGAACGAAUUAAAAAUCUCGACAAUUUUCCAGCGCGGUUUCAACACGGACAUCAAAAAUCGCGCGGCAAGUCGUGAUAUCAAUGAUGAACAACUGAAUAAAGCAUCAACAAGCAGUUCGCCAGUCAGUGAUGAUUCGAAUAUUUUAGCAGUUCCGAUUAAUGGAAAUAAUAAUAUGUCACAAUCAUUGACACUUCCAGUUAUUAAUGUUAAUUAUCGAAAAAUGAGCGAUUCGAGAUGUGAGUUUGAACUUUGAAGAACUGAAAAGCCGCGCUUUGAGAGAUUCUUAGUUCUCAAAUAACCCAACCUACAGUAUUCUAGAAGUUUCUUCAAAAUCAAUUAAAUUUGCUACAGUAUUCCCGAAAUUUAACCGAGGCCAGAAAAAUGCUCAUCUAAUAAUAGACUUAAAUUUUAUCGCAUUUUUUCGGAAUUUGAUAAAAAAAUACUGAUCAAAUUUCAUUCUUUCUUGAAAAUGUAAUUGAAAAUUUGAAAUCUAUUUUUCCUGGAUUUAUUCAAAAAUAAACAACGUUCAAUAUUUUAAUGCUCUCAAAUUCUUAACUUUUAUGAAAAUUCAAAAUCUUUAUUUCAGCAACUCCUGGAGAUGAUCGACAAACUACUGCUCAAUCAACCGGAUUUUUGAGGCCAUUGAAAGAAUUCGCAAGAAAAAAGUUUAUCAAUCAUUGGUAA
This is a messenger RNA of Caenorhabditis angaria, 1682 nucleotides long. Lineage: Eukaryota; Metazoa; Nematoda; Chromadorea; Rhabditida; Rhabditidae. The record is from the annotation of a GenBank genome assembly.